AUGUCUCGUACAUGUAGGGGGAGUGGCGCACUUCCGGGUUCGUCGUGCCCGAAGAUUCACCCCUUUAAGAAGGUACGAGCUGUUGUCUCCUGAAGAACAAGAACACCAAGACCUUCCCCUCUCCCUGUAGCAUCUUAGCAGGGCCUACCGUCUUACAACAUGGAUCAGCGGGCGUACGGGGGCGAUUCAGAGUUCCCACCCCUGGAGCCGGGGAAGCUUCGUCUCUAUGGCAACCGCUUCUGCCCCUUUACGGAGAGGGUGCGGCUGGUACUUGCUGCCAAGGGUGUGGAGUAUGAGCAAGUGAAUAUCAGGCUCCGUGACAAGCCCAAGUGGUACUUGGAAAAAUUCCCUGCUGGCAGGACUCCAGGCCUGGAGCAGGAUGACCACCUGCUGUGGGAGUCGAUCGUCAUCUGUGAAUAUCUGGAUGAGACGUUCAGCCAGAAUGUCCUGUUCCCGAAGGUCCCAUAUGACAAGGCCAGGAUCAAGCUGCUCGUCAGCGCUUUUGACCCAGUGGUUCCACUCGGUGCAUAUCCAGCGUACUGUAAGUCCACGGCAACAGACAAGGAGGCAGAGGAAGCCCUACUGACAGGGUUGGAGCCACUGGAGGCUGAAAUCACCCAACUGGGCACACCUUUCUUUGGGGGCAACAAACCCAGAAUACUGGACUUCCUGGUCUGGCCAUGGUUCGAACGUUUUCCAGCCUUCCAAGAACUGAGCGGAUUCCACCUGAGUGAUCAGCGAUUUCCUAACCUUAACAGGUGGAUGGAGAGGAUGUAUGGGCAGAUGGCUGUGCAGGUGUGCAUGCACGCCACCCAGCUGCACGUCCAGGCAGUGCAGCUCUACAAGGACAACAAGUCCUUCCAUGAUGUAGGACUGGACUGAUGAUCAGGGGACUCAGGAGUCAAGACUGAUCCAUUCCUAGGAUAAUGGACAACCAGAUAUGAUUAGAAACCUAACAGGAUACAUAUUGGUCAAUAGCUGGUUGUAUAUAUCAUUAUGUCUGUCUGAUGAGGAACGUUUAUAAGGUCAUGAUAUCUUGUUGAUAGAGAUGUUGUUGUUUAUCAACUUAAAUAUUGUCAUGAUAUGCUUAUUAGCCAGGAAUAAAGAAGAAAUUACAUUGUUAGCAUGUACUGAUGUCAAUGGUGCGGAUUGAGCUACUAUCUUAAAAAGCAUGCUAAGGUAGCCAUUUGGAACCAAACUUGUAUUGGUUAUGGAGUUAGGCAGAGGCAGCCAUACUGUAUUUAACUAAAAAGGACAAUAACAGAACAAUCAUGGUAACUGUUGUAACAUUGUGGUGCUGUUGCAUGUAAUUUAUGUGUAACUAGACAGAUACAAAUGAGCCUUACCCACACAUUCCCUGAUGUCCUUUUAAGACCCAUUCAGGCAAAGUAAGUACUUUUCAAAUAUUGUAACCUUAAUUUUAAUGUUUAACAUACUGUAACAGUCUGCAAUAUGUGUGUGUGUCUGAUAAAGUAUACUCAGUACCUUUUCUGGUGAUACCAUGUUGUGUGUUCACAGCAUCAGUUACUGUUUCUAGUUCUUUGGUUUCAUUCCAUUUAUAUCGGAAAAUGUGAAAUGUUUCUUAUAACGUUAUAAAUGAUAAUUGUGAGCAUUAUGAUGUCUCAAUUUGAAAGGUGAUUCUUGGUGUUUGAAAUAAAAGUUUUCAAGAACUGUAUGGUACAACCACAUUACUUAUCUUUUAAAGCCUUGAUACUAGCCAGACAUCAUUAUCUGCUGUGGCCUGUAAAAGAAUGCCCAUUUUAUGGUCAAUUAAUUCACAGGGCUGUUU
Branchiostoma belcheri (Belcher's lancelet) is the source of this 1789-nucleotide messenger RNA. RefSeq names its product pyrimidodiazepine synthase-like. Lineage: Eukaryota; Metazoa; Chordata; Leptocardii; Amphioxiformes; Branchiostomatidae. The record is from RefSeq and is a predicted model, not a curated record. Gene Ontology annotation, cellular component: cytoplasm. The transcript is spliced from 7 exons. Gene Ontology annotation, molecular function: glutathione dehydrogenase (ascorbate) activity; glutathione transferase activity. Bases 160 to 882 code for a protein of 240 amino acids. Gene Ontology annotation, biological process: glutathione metabolic process.